AACAGUUAAUCCAGCUUUAUCGAGGGGAAGAAGGUCAAUGUUAGAGAUCUCGCACGGUAAACGAGCGACGAACGCUAAAACGCGCGUUCUUGCGGUUUUAUCGCACUCCAGACCAAUAAAUAAGAAGCGAUGCGUUGAGAAAAAUCUGGAUUCCCGAAAAAAUCAAUGCAACGGCUUUGAAAUGUGACAGCGCAGAUUGACAGAAGCCUCGUUUCAAUUAGCAGCGUAAAUUAUAGACACGAUAUGCCGAAAUGUCAGGUUAUGUCACGACUGUAAACACAUAAUUAAACUACGCUAGAAAAAUACGAUAUCGAUGAGGCGGCGCGAUAUGAAGACUGAUGAGAUAUUAAAGUUGGAUGACAAGCUCGAACGCGAAAAUGCGACGCCGAAGAAAGAAGACAAGAGGACGAAGAGCAGGAAGCGGAAAGGCCACAAGAAGAAUGAGCACACCGCCGCCAGUGAACGAAAGCUGCGCAACAACGUGAAGCCCAAAAUUAAAACUGAAAUUGAAUCUCACGAAGAGAAUACGGAUUCGAUAGAGCUGUUGUAUCUCUCGAAGGACCCCAUAGCCUCUAACGUUUCCUGCGAGAUAGAAGUGGGACCGUCUGUGUCAAAUGAGGAUGACAAUUAUAUCCUGAUGCCCCGGCUAGAAUCUCUCAAGGACACAGAAGUCAGUAUGGAUGAAUUACUAGAGCGGAGUAUGCAAGAGAUUGCCAAUAAUCAAAUGAAUGGUAGGUGGAAGCAGUUACAGCACGAUUACAAGAUGAUAAUCCUGCGAAAGUACGCGGCUAAUGCUAAUCAGUCACCAGGGGAUGAGACCAGCCAGAGCACGUCGAACGAGGAGAGCGAGCAUAUACCGAAAAUCGAGACCAUCACGUGUGAAGAUUCGGAAGCGAUCAAAAGGGACGACAAGUGGAUGAGAAAGAUGCAUCCGGUGUCCCUGCUCUGUACAAACAAAAAACUAAAUCCGCUGUCUCUGCAUUAUACGAACAGGAAAAAGCCCUACUUGAAGUGUCCCGCGUGCGGUGCAACCUUCUUCAAUCCGAAUCCGUAUCAGACACACCUAAUCUCCCACGUGCAUCAGACCGAGGAGAGUUACAUGUGUAAUUUUUGUAAUUAUUCGAACGAGGAGCUGGGAAUGUUAUUCGCCCAUUUAACUAAGCAUCAGAACCAGUGCGAAACCUGCAAUGGCAGCCUGUUGCGCAAGUAUAAUUAUGAGAUGCAUUACCGCUCGUCGCUCCAUUUGUUCUGGGACGAGCGUACGUUGAAGCGUGACCACCACGGGAUGUUCAUCUGUUCAAUUUGCGAGUUAUCGUUCGACCUGCCCGCGCAGCUGGAGAAACACUCGUUCAAGCAUACCUGCAGGAAACAAAAGUCCUACCAGUGCAACGAGUGUAACGGCAUAUAUGAAAAGCUGGAGACUCUGAAAAACCACAUAUGCCUCAAGUGUCCUAUCUGUGGGGAGGUCUACGAGACUCUGCAUCGGCUUAAGGUGCACGCGAAAUGGACGAAGCACAAUUUGAAGUGCCCGAUUUGUUCUUACGAGUUUAUCCUCUCCUUGGACCACGAGAAGCACAUGGCGCUACACAGGAAGGUCUAUGAACCAAUGAAGGGGCAUACACACUGCUUGCGGGCGGCCGACGGUAAGACUUAUCAGUGCAAUCUUUGUGACAAGAUAUUCUAUGCCUUAUCCACUCUCUUGAGGCACCUCACGGAAGAGCAUGACGUAGGAAGAGUAAAAGUGGAAGAGACAAUUAUAGAGGACAAUUACGAACUGAAGGGAGACGCGAUCAAUAUCGUUGUAGUUCCCGAGUUUAAAGACUCCGGCAGCUAUUUCGGCAACGAGACCGUGCCACAGGAAACCGAUCUCUACGACUCACUAGACCCACUAUCCCACUAUCAUAAGAACGAUCUAUCGUAAAAAGAGAACGAAAUUUUCCACUUGAACUCAAACCGCAGAAAAAAAAUAGAAGAUCUCUUCUGGUGUGAACAGCUGUUAGUUUUUAUUAUCAACCAUCCUUCUCGAACGUUCUUGAUACUCAAUACUGAUACCGAUACUCAAAGACUAACAAACUAAAAACUGAUACAACUAUAAGUGCCGUUUACAAAUUGUAGAUAUAAUUUAUGCUCUAUUUUUUAAAACUCCGUCUGUUCGCUUCGAAAUUUUAAUUUACAGAAUAAUUGCGUUGCUUGUUUACAUUGAACAUUAGUGUCCUGAAGAAUAAAGAUUUCUUUAAAGUUCUUUGUUGUCCAUUUUAUGUUAAGUUUUCUUGCGACAAUAACGUUUCUUCGCUACAGGCUCCGAAUACAGAGAACAAAUGAAUUUUUUUAAUACAUUCCGCUAUCGCACGCGGCGCUCACUUUAUAUGGAUAACUCUCGUUCGAAAAAUUUGCAUCACAGAUGUACUGAAUUUUCUCACAGUCUGUAAAGGUAUAUAUAUAUUGAUCACAUUAGCUUUAAAUCUCAUCGUAUAUGUUACUUAUGUGUCACAUGAUGUAUAUUUUACACAACAGUUUUCUAAUUAUUCCUAUGUUGGAAUACAUUUGAAAAGGAAAGUGAUAUUCCGAGCUAUCAGUCCUGCUGUAGCCUGAUCAUAGCGACUCGCUACGAUUAGCUUCGUUGAUUUUAAUUGAUUUUAUUUCAUCAAGUCUGAUAUUCUUCCUAGUGAUUUAAUUAAUCGCGCGCGAAACACGCAUACCACUCUCGCGAUGAUUUACGUAGCAACAUGAGAAACACGGGGUUAAACACAAUGGCAUUCAUAACGCGUGACAAA
This is a messenger RNA of Linepithema humile (Argentine ant), 2774 nucleotides long. Its product is annotated as oocyte zinc finger protein XlCOF28-like. The record is from RefSeq and is a predicted model, not a curated record. Gene Ontology annotation, cellular component: nucleus. Lineage: Eukaryota; Metazoa; Arthropoda; Insecta; Hymenoptera; Formicidae. Gene Ontology annotation, molecular function: DNA-binding transcription factor activity, RNA polymerase II-specific; RNA polymerase II transcription regulatory region sequence-specific DNA binding. Gene Ontology annotation, biological process: regulation of transcription by RNA polymerase II.